AAAAAUAAUAACUCAUGGAGUUACCUAAAAGAACAGAACAUAGACAACCUAGAUUUCCUGUGCCUAAAUUCAGAUUAAUAGGAGCAGGAACUGAUACACCUGAUUUCCUUCCUCCUUCCAAAUCUGAAGAAUCCUCAAUCAUUGCAUUAUCCAUUGAUAAUAUGUCUGAAACCUCAAUCGAAGAAACUAAUGAAUCAUAUUUUGCUAGAAAAAGAUUUUCUGCUAUCGUUGAAGAAAUAAAAAAUCAGCUAUCAUAAUUAGGAUUUAGUGAAGAAUUAUUAAAAAUAACCAUUCCAUUAUUAAGGCCUGAACUACUUGUAGGAUUGAAGUAAAAAAAGUAUAACGCUAUUGCAAUCGCAAUUAUUGUUGCUGUUCUUAAAUAAACUAACACCCCAAUUACAUUAAAAGAACUUUUAUCAAAAACAUCUGUUUCUGAAAAACAAAUUAAGAAAAUUCUUUAAAAAAUUAAUUAUUCAAAUAAUUUUGAAGCUAUUGUUUAAUCAUUCAUUAAAUAAAUAUCAAGUUCUCUUGGACUAAAUGAAAGAUUUAUUAGUUUUUGUCUCUAGAUGUUUAACGAAAUAAAUCAAAGAAAUCUAAUAUAAGGAGAACAUGAAAAUGUAAUAGCUGGAGCCAUUAUUAAAUAUUGUGGAGACAUUAUCUUUGCUGAUAAAGGAGGAAUAGUAGCAUAAGUUAUAGCGGAUCAUUCUAAAUGCAGUAUUGGACCAUUAAAGAACUUUCUGAAAAAAAUUGAAUCAAAUUUGCCAUUUAGUUCUUAAAAUUAAAAGGAUAAAUGA
Paramecium sonneborni is the source of this 794-nucleotide messenger RNA. Lineage: Eukaryota; Ciliophora; Oligohymenophorea; Peniculida; Parameciidae. The record is from the annotation of a GenBank genome assembly.